CUUCAAAGCAUUUUGUAUAUUUAAGGCUCUUGCUUAGCAUAGGGCAUGUGCUACCAAAGGACAAGGAGACCUUUAGUCCAUCCCAGAGAUUCUUGGAUUUAAAGACUGUGUGGAGCUGCUUUGUGAAGUUGCAUACUAUAGCUUUUAGGAAAUGGAACCAGGAGAGACAUUACACAAUGUGUCCCCAAAGUCUUAGUGCAGUUUUAAGUUCUUAACAGCUGGAGACCACACAAAGAUGAUUGGGGGGAGGGAGGGACACCUUGCAUUCUAAUCAGAGACAGAAGUGAGAUGUGUAUACUCUGGGCAAGAUGUAAAAAUUGCUUCUCGUGUCUGCUGUGCGUUCUGAAGCUUUGAGGUUUUGCUGGAAUGGGUAUGGUGUGACUACACCAAAUGUCCAUCACCUGAUCUGCCAUAGAGGAAAAAAUAGCAUUGAAAAUAUUCAUUUAUAUAACAACACAAAAAAAUCUCUUUGUGGUCUCUCUCUUACUCUUCCUGCCCCAUCCCCUUUUGUCCUAGCAGCCUGGGUCCUGACUCAUAUGAUGAUCUGUUAACUUCUUAUGGACCAUUUUGCAACAGCAAAGGAUUGCUUCUAUAGUAUAGCCCCAUCUGUUCCUGUAUACAAGGACCAAAAAAUCACCUGCAAACAAAAAAACCUCAAAGCUCCCUUGGGAAAAUGCUUUCUGUUACCUUCCCUUUAUUAGCCCUUACCUUAUGGGGAAGGGGAAGGGGAAGGGAAUGUGGGAGGUGAGGAGAAGGGCUCAAAUGAAGCCAGAUUGCCUAUCAGAUCUCCGUCUCUUCCUUUCCUACGUGUUGGUGUAGGGUCUCACUUGGCUUGAUGGGAAUCCCACUGGUGUUAGCUUGGAAACAAUCCAGUGCAGUGCUUUCAAACUGAGUCUAAAGCAGUUAGUUUAUUGGUGAGUAUGGAGCACCUACAAUGCACCUAGCCCUAUGUUAGCUGCUCUGGGGCAGGUACAUGAUCCCCCUCCCCUCAAGGAACUUUGAACCUCAUUGGGGAGGUCAGGAAAUGGAUGGAAUUAACUAACAAAAUUUUUGUUAUUUUAGAGACUCUUAGACGUAUAGAUUAUACACUAUAGCAUUCCUUUUUUUAAACUUAUUUUCUGCUGAUAUCUUUUGAUUUCCUAUUCUUCCUUUGAAAACCCCCCUUUCAACUCUCCGCUCCACAGUAUACAAGUGUACUUGUUUUUCUAUCAUCUUAAUUUCUGAGUAUAUCUCCCUACUCAGUGAGACAUCGCUUAUAACAAAGAUUAGAAAGAAAGGAGGCAUUUAGCAAAGCUAACCACCAGUUAGAGUUUGCCGCCAUAGGUGAUAUUCCAUAAUUGUUGUCCCCCACCUCUACACAGAGAUACAUCAUCUCAAACUCUUCUCUGGUGCCAAACCUGGUGAUUAUAGUUCCAUGGCAUUCACUUGGGUUUCUUUGUUCUGUUUCUAUUUUUGUCAUCAUGUAUAUUGUUUCCUUGGUUCUCUUUCAUGCUGUCCAACUACAUGUGGCUCUUCCCAGGCCUUUUCCGAGAACUUCAUGUUCAUAAUUUCUAUUGGCACAGCAGUAUUCCAUUGUAUUCAUGGACCAUAAUUUGCUUAGCUACUCCUGUGUUGAUGAGCACCUACCUUGUCUCUAGUUCUUUGCUGUCACAGAAAGUACUGGGGUGAAGAGCUGAGUGCUUGUGAGAUCUUUCAGUAUAGGGCCUCUCUGGGUAUGGACAUUUUAGGCUUUUUAAAGAAUAACAAAAAGAAUAACUUUUUAAAGAAUAAUUCUAAAUUGCUUUCCAGAAUGAUUAGAACAAUCCAUAGCUCCGCUAACAAUGUAUUAUUAGUUUUCCCAGCCUGGUAUUGUAGUUGGUCAGGAAGGAGGGAGUAGUUGGGUUAACCUCAUCGAGGAUGCCAGAGCAUCUGAAGGAUGUGGAGGGUUUGGAUAGACAGAAAGAAGACCAUCCCAGGCAGCAAGGCAAAGGGUCCCAUAUUGAAGGCAGGGAAGGAAAGGGUGUGUUUGUAGGACAUUAAAGUCACAAUAAAGGGCAUGGGCUGGGUAAUAAUGGAAAAUGAGAUGGGGACAGAUUAUUGAGGAACUUAAAAGAAGAGUUUUGAUUUGUUAUGGUAGAAAAUAAGCUGCCACUGAAAGGUUAUUUGUUUUUUAAGCUAGAAGCCCAGUGUGAUGAAAGCAGUCAAAUGACAUGAAUUUAAUAGGCCCCCUUUCUCUUUCCCGUGUUCCCUAAGAAUCAUGCCCAAGUGCCAGUUUCUCCUAGAAUAAUCAGCAAGUGUUUGGUCGACACCAACUUUAUACCAGGCAUGGCAUGCCCUGGGGAUACAAAGAAAAAGUGAAAAUAUUCCUUGACCUCUAGGAACUUACAUUCUAAUGGGAGAACCACCAGGUGCAUUUCAAGGCAUCCCUGAUAUCCCCAGAGCAGAUCCUAGGCUACCACAGAAAGAAUGUCAUUAGCAGCAGGUGAUGGGGAACCAGAAAAAGGCUUCCUGGAGAAGUUGGCACUUAAGCCAAGUCUUGAGGGGAAAUCUAUUCCAGGAGGUGGAGGUGAAGAGGGAGGAUAUUCCAGCCAUGGAGGGUAGUCAGUACAAAGACACAGGCCAGCAGAUGGAGUGUCAUGUGUGAGGAAUACUAAGAAUGUUGUAGGAUUGCAUUGGAGAGUGUAUGGAGGGGAGUAGUGCUUGCUAAGGCCAGAAAGACAGGAAGGGGCCAGGUCGUGAUGAUAAUGAAAUGCCCUACAGAGUUUCUGUUUGAUCCUGGAGGAUUAAACAGGAAACCACUGGAGUUGGAAUAGGGAGAUGGCCAGACCAGUGUCUAUAUGGGCAAGACCUAUGCUUUAAGAAAAUCUCUCUGGCAGCUGAAUGGAGAAUGACUUGAGGUAAGGAGGCCUCUUGGGAGUCUAUUGAGGUAGUUAGUCUAGGUGAGCAGCAAUGAGGGUCUGAACUUGGAUGUUGGCUGUGUGAGUGGAGAAAAAGGGAUGGAUAUGAGAGGUACUGAAGGAGAAUUGACUAGACUUACCACUGGAUGGGUCAUGGAGGAUGAGGUUACAGACCUACUAGGGGCCUGGGAGGACAAUGAUAUCCUGGACAUCAGUAGGGAAUUUGGGAAGAAGGGAGGAUUUGGGGGAGAAAUAGAAUGAAUUCUGUUUUGGACAUGUGGAGUCUGAGAUGCCUAGGGGGACAUCAAAUUGGAACUAUCUGAAAGCUAAUUGGUGAUGUGGGAGUGGAGUUCAAGAGAGAGGUCAGCGCUGGGUAUAUUGAUCUGGGACUCAUUUGCCUAGAGAUAAUUGAUGAGAGAGGUGCUAAUGACCUUAUUAAUUCACACUGAUGGUGCGAGAAUCAUUUUAUGAAUGGGGCUGCUGUUCAUGGACUGAAUACUAAAUUAAGUUCUCUAGGACUUUUAGAUUUACAAAGGAUCUCCCACCCCAAAACAGUGGGAGGUAGGGAGAGCUAGAAUCAUGAUCCCUAUUUUAGCAUUUGGGAAUAUUGAUUUGUCGAGAGGAAAAAGACUUGUCCACAGUCUUAUAGUAAAUAACCAAACUAGGAUCCAAUCUGUGAUCAUAAGCUAAUAAUGAUGAUAAUGACAGCUAACAUUUUUAUAGCACUUAACUAUGUGCCAAAUAGUGUGCUGAGGGCUUUACAAUUAUUAUCUCAUUUGUUAUUAUAUUAUCUUAUAUCUUAAUCAUUAACUCACAACAACCCUGGGAGGUAGGUGCUAUUAUUAUCCCUAUUUUAUAGAUGGGGAAACUGAAGCAGAUAGAGGCUAAGUGACUAGCCCAGGGUCUCAUAGCCAGUUAGCAUCUGAGAUCAUAUUUGAACUCAAGUCUUCUUGAUUUCUGGCUCCUGUGCCACAGAUCUAUAACUAGGAGGGACCUCAGAGGCCAUUUAGUCUAAUUCCCUCAUUUUACAGAGGGGGAAACUGAGGCAUAUAGUGAGGAAGGGCCUGAUCCAAGUUCACAAAGAGGAUCCUUGAUUUAGAGUUGGGAGGGACCUUAAAGUUCAUCUAGUGCAAUGGUUCUCGACCUUUCUAAUGCCGUGACCCGGCAAUACAGUUCCUCAUGUUGCAGUGACCCCAAACCAAAAAAUUAUUUUGGCGGCUACUUCAAAACUGUAAUUUUGCUACAGUUCUGAUUCGGAAUGUAAAUACCUGAUAUGCAUUAUGUAUUCUCAUUGCCACAAAUUGAGAGGUUGAGAACCGCUGAUCUAGUGCAAGUCCCUCAUUUUACAUAAGAGGAAACUGAGGCCCAGGGAGAGGAAGGGACUUACUUGCUAGUCAAAUGGCAUAGGUGAGAUAUGAACCCAGGUGCCUUUUCUACACUCUCAUGGUCGUGACUCCGAGUUCAUUACUAUUUCUCCAACCAUAAGUGAGAACUGGUCCUAACAUUCAUCUUUCUGUGGCAGAUUUGGUAAGCACUGGAGAUUCAGGCUGAGCAGAAUCUGUCCCCUUUCAUCUUUUUGCUAUUUGCUCACAGUCUGGGGCAGGGAAUUCUUAACUUAGGGUCCAUGAAUUUGUUUUCAAAAAUUAUUUGGCCAACUCAAUUUCUAUAUAAUUAGUUUCUUUUGCCAUCCUCUGUGUUUUAUCUUAUGAAUUUAUGAACUGAUUCUGAGCAGGGGGUCCAUAGGCUGCUGGAGAAGUCCAGGACACUAAAAAGGGGGAAAACCGCUGUCUGAGGGAUCUAGGACUGUGGCACUCAUUGGCUAUGAGAAGAAGAGUGAUUUGAAAAAUUGAAAACUGAUGCAAUUUGGAAAAUUUUCAUUUGAAUGCUAUACAUGGCUACCUCUUGUAGUAGUAUUUUUAAAAAUUCAUUUAUCCCUUAAAUUCCCCUCACCCCUGAUUAAGCCAAUUAAAAAGACUCCCAAACAAAAAAAAUCACAAUUUUGGAACUCAAAAUUUUAGGAAACUAUUGCUAAAAAUUAUCUUCACAUGUAAUUAGGGAAAAAAGAAAAAUAAUCCAAACCAAAAACAUAUCUCUCAAUACAUAUCUCUAUAGGCUGGCAAAGCAAAUUCCCACAUUUAUCAGGUCUGAAAGUGAAGGUCUCUUUAUUGCAUUUGAAGUUUAUCACUUCUGUGAGGAGGUGAGUGGUAUGUUUCAUCUUCUGUCUUUUAGACUCAUGUUUUAUCAUUUCACUGAUCAGUUCUAAAGUCUUUCAAAGGCACUUUCCUCUAUUUUUCUCCUAUUGUCAUAUAAAUUAUUCUCCUACUUCUGCUCAUUUUGACCAUAGAGGUAUUCCCUCUUUCCUCUGAAGCUAUCUGUUUUGUUGUUUCUUAGAGCGCCAUGACAUUCAGAUAUCCCACAUUUGUUUAGCCAGGGAGGGUACCAUCAAUCUUCCUCUCCCUGUUCCUCAGUUUCCCCCUCUGCAAAAUGAGGGGGUUAAACUAGAGGAUCCCUGAGGUCCCUCUGUGGCAGAGGGGGCUAGAGUAGAACCUUUUGAGUUGCAAUUUUUGACUUCCAUAAAAACAUACAGAUCCUUCUUCUCAUUCUUCAUUUUCUUUGGGGGUAUAGAUCUAGUGGUACUAUUGCUGGGUCAAAGGAUGUGCACAAUUUGGUCACUCUCUGAGCAGAGUUCCAAUUUGCUUUCCUCAAUGGCUGGCCCAGUUCCAAGCUCCACCACUAGCCAUAAGUGUACCUGCCUUCCCACAGUCCUUUCCAAAAGGGAAAAUUUUGUCAUUUUCCUCUCUUGUCAUGUUAGCCAAUCUAAUACUUUAGUGAUUUAGAGCAUUUUUUCAUAUGGUUACUAGCUCAGAUUUCUUCCUCUAAAAACUUCUUGUUCUUAUCCUUUGACCCACAAUACACAAAUGUACUCUUUUUUCCCGUAACUCCUCCGACAUUUAUCAUGUCUGUUUUUUUCUCAUCUUUGCCAGGGUGAAUUGGAACCUCAAAGUUGCUUUAGUUUGCAUUUUAAAAAUUAUUAGUGAUUUUUCAUAUGAUUUUUGAUAGCUUGAACUUCAUAAGGAUUUUAUUGAUAUGUAUUUGCCCCUUCUAAAAUUCCUUAUGCCAGGAUAUGGUCCUUGUAAAAAAAACCCAAUAGAUAACAUUUCUAUGGCACUAUAGGCUUGCAAAGAACUUUACAAAUAUUCACUCAUUUGACCCUCACAGCAAUCCUGGGAAAUAGGUGUUAUUAUCUCCACUUUUACAGUUGUAGAAACUGAGGCUGGCAUGGAUUAAAUGAUUUGCCAAGGUACAUAUAGCUAGUAUUUGAGAUAGGAUUCAAAUUCAAGUCUUCCUGAUUCCAAAUUCAGUAGCUCUUUACUGGAUCUCUUAGUUGCCCUAGGGAAAUUCCUUUGUGAAGUUGAUGAAAGAAACCAAUGGUCCAGAAAGUAGUGGCCACAUUUGCUUUCCAGAGACAACAACAACAACAAUAAUGAUGAUAAUAACAACUAGCUUUUAUAUAAUGCCUGCUGUGUGCCAGACACCGUACUGGGCAUUUUACAAAUACUUUAAUUUGAUCCUCACAAUAACUCUUUGAGGUAGGUGCUAUUAUUGUCCCUAUUUUUUAUAGAUGAGGAAACUGAGGCAGACAGUGGUGAAGUGACUUGCCCAGGGUCACAGAACUAGUCCAUGUCUAAAGUUGGGUUUGAACUCAUGUCUUCCUGACUCCAGGUCUAGCCUUUUAGCCACUGGGCCCCCUAAUUUCCCCCUAAAGCAGUUUAGGUAACCAUUUGGCAGAGAAGCAUGUGACCUCCUAGAUUCCUGUUCCUCCUUGGGUUUUGUUUUUAUUGUUUUUAAUUUAACUUAAUCUUUCCCCAUUUACAUACAGGAACAAUUUCCAACAUUUUCACCCAAGAAUUUGCAGUCUCAAAUUCUCUCCCUCUUUCCACACUUAUAUCCCACCCACCUCACUGAGAUGAUAUGAAAUUUCAUACAGAUUUUACAUGUGCAAUCAUGUGAAAAUAUUUUCCUAUAUUAAUCCUUUUGUGGAAGGAAACUCAGAACAAGAAAAUUUAAGAAAGCAAAAAAAGUUUCCUUUGGUCUGGAUUUAUAAUCCGUCAGUUUUUUCCUCUGGAAGUAGAUGACUUUUUUUUUUGUCAUGAGUCCCUUGGGAUUCUUUUGGAUCACUCUAUUGGUGAGAAUAGAUAUUAUUCACAGAUGUUCAUUAUACAGUAUACCUGUCACUGUGUAACAGUGGUCUCCUGGUUCUGCUUAUUUCACUCUGCUUCAUUUCAUAUAAGUCUUUCCAGGUUUUUCUGAGUUCCUCCUGCUUGCCAUUUCUUAUACCACAAUAGUAUUCCAUUACAAUCAUAUAUUAUAACUUACUCAGCCAUUUUUUACUUGAUAGGUUUCCCCUCACUUUCUAAUUCUUUGCCCCUACAAAAAGAGCUGCUUUACAUAUUUUUAUACAUAUAGGCCUUUCCUCUUUAUUUUUUAUCUCUUUGGGAUACAAACCUAGUAAUACUGUUUCAUGUUCAAAGACUACAUACUGUUUUAUAGCCCUUUGGGCAUAGGUCCAAAUUGCUCUCCAGAAUGAUUGAAUCAAUUCACAUCUCCCCCAAUUCAUGCCUCAGUUUCCCCACAUUCCCUCCAAAUUUUGUCAUUUUCCUUUUCUGUCCUAAAAGCAAAUCUGAUAGAUGUGGUACCUCAGUUUUAAAAAUUUGUAUUUCUCUAAUUGAAUGAUUUAGAGAAUUUUUUUGCAUGAUUAUAAAAAGCUUUAAUUACUUUGUCUGAAAACUGCCUUUUCAUAUCUUUGGAUUUAUUCAUUGGCGAAUGACUUGUCUUAUGCAUUUAACUUAUUUCUCUAUUUAUUUGAGAAAUGAGGCCUUUAUUAGAGACUUGUAAAAUUUUUUGCACAAUUAUGAUUAUUAUGUAUUAUUCUCCAUCCUAUUUCCUCAUGGUUGGUUUCUGACUUCCACCUCCCCCAAUUUGCUCCCUUUUCUGUCAACCCUACCCCUCUUUUCUUAUCUCCUUCCCCUCCUACUUUUCCUACUUAGAAAUUUAUCGAGAAAGAUAAAUUUCUAAACCCAUUUGUAUGAUUGUGUAUGUCUUCCCUCAUUGAGCCAAUUCUAAUGAGAGUAAGGUUCAUAUGUUUUCCUCCCACCUUCCUCAUCUUUUUCUCAGUUGUGAGGUAAUUUAUCCCAUUCUAUUUUUUUCCUUUCCCCCUCCUCUCAAUGCAUUCCUCUUUCUUAAACUUUAAUUUUAAUUUAAUUUUAUACCACCCCAUCAUAUUCCACUCACACCCUUGCCCUCUAUCUAUGCAUACUCCUUCUAGUAGUGGUAGUCUCUCGGUGACCGAGAAUGACAAUUGUCUUUGUGCAUUAUCAUCAUUAUCAUCUAUUGAUGUACCCUCAUGUGGCUUUGAAGUCCAAAGACAGAGGCGCAAAGUUUGUGGCACAUGGGGCAUGGGAUGCCAGUUGUUACGGGAGGUGCGGUUGUGGCCUGGUGUCGGCAUUCACGCGCAGCGGCAAGACGUCGACGUCGCUCAUCUUCAAAGGUGGCGGCGGCAUGGUGAAUGUGGGUUCGCCAGCUGUUUCUGACAGAGGCAGCAAGUGCAUGCUCCUUCUAACUGCCCUAAUAAUGAUAAAGUUCUUAGGAGUUACAAGAAUUAUCUUUCCAUAUAGGUGUGUACACAGCUUAACCUUAUUGAAUAUCUUUUGAUUUCUCUUUCCUUUUUAUAUUUCUCUUGAGUCUUGUGUUUGAUAGUCAUAUUUUCCAUUCAGCUCUAAUAUUUUCAUCAGAAAUAUUUGAAAGCCGCCCUCUAUUUCAUCGAAUAUUCACUUUUCCUCCCAAAGGAUUAGGCUCAGUUUUGCUUCAUAAGUGAUGCUUGGAUGAAGUUCUAGCUUUUUUGCCUUCUUGGAGUAUCAUAUUCCACGAUUUCUGAUCCUUUAAUGUAGAAACUGCUAAAUCUUAUGUUAUUCUGACUGUGGUUCCAUGAUAUUUGAAUAAUUUCUUUCUUGCUUCUUAUGAUAUUUUCUCCUUGGUCUGGGAGCUCUUGAAUUUGGCUAUAAUAUCUCUAAGAGUUAUCUCUCAGGAGGUGAUCAGUGAAUUCUUUCAAUUUCUCUUUUGUCAUCUGGUUCUAGAAUAUCAGCAGUUUUCCUUGGUAAGUUCUUGAAAGAUGAUAUCUAAUCUUUUUCUUUAUCAUGGCUUUCAGGUUGUCCAAUAAUUCUUAGAUUAUCUCUCCUGGAUUUAUUUUUCAGGCCAGUUUUUCCAUUGAGGGAUUUCAUCCCCCCCCUAUUUUUUCAUUCUUUUUGGCUUGGUUUGAUUAUUUCUUGAUGCCUCAUGGAGUCAUUAACUUCCAUUUGUCUAUUCCUAAUUUUUAAGACAUGUUUUUUGCAUGUGUAAGCUAUUUGACCAAUUUUUUAAAAAAACCCUUAACUUGUGUCUUAGAAUCAAUAUUGUAUAUUGGUUCCAAGGCAGAAGAGCAGUAAGGGCUAGGCAGUGAGGGUUAAAUGACUUGCCCAGGGUCACACAGCUAGGAUGUGUCUGAAACCAGAUUUGAAACUAGGACCUCCUGUCCCUAGGCCUGUCUUUCAAUCCAUUGAACCACCCAGAUGCCCCCUUCAAUUCUACUUUUUAAAAAGUUAUUUUCCUCAGUGAAUUUGGGUGCCUCUUUUUUCAUAUGGCCAAUUUUGCCUUUUACGAAGUUUUUCUCUUUGGUGCAUUUUUGUAUAUCUUUUUCCAUAUGGCCAAUGCUGCUCGUUAAGUAGUUCUUUUCUUCAUUAUAUUUUUGUGCCUCUUUUACCAACUGGUCUAUUUUGUUUUUUUAAGGUAUUAAUUUCUUCAGUAUUUUUUGUGCUUCCUUUACCAAGCUGUUGACUCUAUUUUAAUGACUUGCUUGUAUCACUCUCAUUUCUUUUCCCAAUUUUUCUUCUAUCUUUCUUAUUUGAUUUUUAAAAAUCGUUUUUGAGUUCCUCUAUUAAUUCUUUUUGGGUCUUGAGAGCAAUUCCUAGUUUUCUUGGAGGCUUUGGAUGCAGCAGUAUUAACUUUGUUGUCUUCUUAUGAGUUUGUGAUUUGAUCUUCCUUGUCACCAGAAUAACUUUCUAUGUUGAGUUUCUUUUGUUGUUCUUGUUGUUGUUUGCUCAUUUUCCAGUUUUUUCUUUUAAUUUAAAACACUAUGGAAGUUGGGCUAUUUUUUUGUGGCAAAGGCAGCAGUAUUCCAAGCUUCAGGUUCUUUCUACAGCUGCCUUCAGAGCUAGCUCUGGGGAUCCCUCUGCUCUCAGUUUUUCCACAGUGGUGUGAUAUAAGGAAAGAUAUGUUUAAUACUCUACAGGCCUGUGCUCUGGUCUGUGAGUAACCAUAAGCAUUCUUUUCCAGCUUGGAACUAUGACUAGGGUCCUCUGAUCCUUUGUUUGGUGUGUGCUAGUAAUCCUCCUCACCCUGAGACUGCAAUCUGUGUAUAGGCAAUGCAGCAAGGCAUCCAUAGACAGCAAGGGGAACUCUGUAAUCUCUUUCUAAGUAGUUGUCUGAUCCCUCUUACCAUCUCCAACUGAGAGCUCCAAAAGCCUUUGCUGCUGAUUCAGUUGUGCCCAAAGCCUAUUGCCAUGGUGGGACCUGCUUUGGCAUGCUGCUUUGUGCUCCAUUUCUUGGUGCACUAGGUCUUUCAUGUCAGUCUCCUAAGUUGUUUUGGGCUAAAAUUAUUUUACCUUCUCUUUUUGUGGGUUAUGCUGCUCCAAAAUUAACUUUGAGGUAUUAAAUCAUAGUUUUUUGGAGGAUAAUUUGGUAGAGAUUAGGUGGCUCUGUGUAUCUUUUCUGCCAUGUUGGCUCUUCCCCUUCUCUUUUUUUUAAUACUUACUUUCUAUCCUAAUAAAGCUCUAAGACAGAAGGGCAAGGGCUAGGCAAAUAGGAUUGAGUAACUUACCCCAGGUCAGAGCUAGUAAAUGUCUGGGGUCAGUUUUGAACCCAGGAUAUCUUGCCUUCAUAUUUGAGCCACUUAGCUCCUAGGCUGUUGGUUUUUUUUACCAAUUACAUGUAAUAACAAAUUUCCACACAAGUUUUCCUAAGUUAUGUGAUCAAACUUAUCUCCCUCCCUCCCUUCCCUUCCUCUUCCUUGUGCGGUCAGGUGAUUCGAUCUGUGUUAUACAUGUAUAAAAAUAUGUAACACUUCAUGAAUUUGUGUGUUAUCCUUGCACAGAGGCCAUGUCAAUCUUCUCUGUAUCAUUCCAAUUUUAGUAUAUGUGCUGCUGAAGCAAACAAUAGGUUUUUUUUAACUCUUUAUUUCCUAUCCUAGGGACAACUCUAAGGCUGAAGGGCAAGGGCCAGGUAAUCAAGGUUAAGUGAUUUGCCCAGGGUCGCACAGCUAGGAAGUGUCCGGAUCCAGAUUUGAACCCAGGCUGUCCUGUCUGCACAUCUUACUCUCUAUCUACUGUGCCAUCUAGCUGCCCCUCUUAGUGUCACUAAGGCAGAAGAGUGUCAAGGGAUAGACAACUGGGGUUAAGUAACUUAUUCAGGGUUACACAGCUAGGUAGUAUUUGAGACCAGAUUUAUGCCCAGGUCCUUUCUGACUCUAGGCCUGUCUCUAUCUACUGGUUCACCUAACUUGUACCCCAACGUGGGUUUUCAUGAUGUUACUGUCAUGGCUCUCUUUCUACCUGUUUUUUUUCUUAGUCUCCUUCCUCACCACCACCUCUUGGAAUCCUUAUUUUCCUUUCAAACUUAGCUUACACACUGUCAUUUUCAUGGAGCCUUUCUGAAAUGUUUUUCUCCUCUUCUCAACUACUGGUGUUUCUCACCUUACACAUUAAGACGUUAUGUGUCCAUGUCUGCUCCCCUAGUAGAAUGUAUGUUUCUUCUGGGCAGGGACUAUUUCAUUAUGGUCUUUGUAGCACCAUCACCCAGCAAUGUGCCUGACACCUAGUUAGGUGUUUCUAAAAUGCUUGCUUGAUUAACUGCAGUUUCUUCUUUGAUAUCUUGCUGGCUCUGAGACCUGAGGUCUCUGUCCUAGGUCUUCUCCUCUACAGUUUGCAUAUUCUUUCAGCUCUCUCAUCAGUUCCCAUAGAUUUAAACGUCACCUCUCUCUAUACAACUACCAAAUCUACAUGUUUUUUGUUGUCCAUUCAUUUUUCAGUUGUGACCCCACUUGAGGUUUUUGUGGCAAAGAUACUGGAGUGGUUUGCCAUUUCAUUCCCCUCAUUUUUCAGAUGAGCAAACUGAGGGUUAAGUGACUUGCCCAGAGUUACAGUCCCACAUCUCCAACUACCUUCUUUACCCUUUCAUCAGGGUGUUCCCAUAGGCAUUUCAAAUUCAACAUUCCUCAAACCAGGCUCAUUACCUUCCCACCCACUUCCAGAUUUCCCUCUGUGGAGGGUACCACUCUUCCAUUAAGUGGCACUCAGGUUUGCUGUUUAGGAGUCAUCCUUGGACUUUCCAUUCUCCUUUACCCUUGAGGUCCCAUGUCUAAUCAUUUGUUAGAUCUUACCUUCUUCAGCUUCUCAAAUUGGUUCUCUCUUGUCACACUCAAUAACUCUUACGGUUCAGGCUCUCAUUACCUCUUGCUUGGACUUUUCUAGUAGCCUCCUCCUUGAGUGACUUUUCUCCCCCCCUCAAUUCUCUCCCCUCUCCAGUCUGCCCUCCACCCAAUUGGGCAUUAACAUAUGAGUGUGGCAUUGUCAUUCCUCUGCUUGAGAAGGUUCAGUCACUUCCCAUAAUGCUUACAAUGAAACAUAAGCUCUUCUGUACAUAAAAACCCUGCACAAUCUGGAUGUGAUUUAUCUUCCUGGAAUCAUUAUAAGUUUCUGCCUCCCAACCUCUCCUAAACACCAUGUUCAGCCAAACUGCCUCACUCAUUAUUCUCUGAACAAGAUGUUCUAUCUUCUAUCUCCAUGCCUCAUACAAGCUGUCCUUCAUGCCUUGAACAUUUCCUCACCUUUGCCUUUUGAACUUCUGGUUCCCUUCAAGGCUUAUCUCAAGUGCUUCAUUCUUCAAAAGACCUUUCCUGAUUCCCCUAGUUAUCAGUCCACACCCUCCUCACAGAAUUAGUGUAUUUAUUUGGUAAGUGUCUCAUAUGUAGUUAUUUAGAAGCUAGGUGAUGAUGUAGGGAAUAAAGUGUUGGGCCUGGAGUUAGGAAGAACUAAGUUAAAAUCCAGCCUCAGACACUUCCUAGCUCUGUGACCCAGGUUACGUCCCUUCCCUUCUGUUUGCCUCCAUUAAGGAUCAAAUGAAAUACUCAUUAAAAAGCACUUAGUAUGAUAUAUGACUUGGAGUAAGCACUAUGUAAAUGUUUAGUAUUAUUGUCUGUGAAUAUAUUAUAUCCCCCUCAUCAAAUGUAAGCCCUUUGAGGGUAAGGAUUCACUCAUUAUUGUCUUUGUAGUCUCAUUAUCCACUUAGCAUAGCAGAAUAAAACCUUUUUCAUUUGAUUGACAUACUGUUACUUUAUUAGAUAUCUAAUAGGUUUCUGGCACCCUGCUUUCUUGCUUGGGUUCCUCUAAUCUUUUGUGUUGUUUUUUUUCCCAGAGCCACUGGAUUGAUUUUGGCAUGAGCUAUAUGUUUUAAAAUAGAGGUUUGAAGAAUUUUGUAUAUUAUGUUUUAAGUGAACAAAUCUGAUGAUACCAGGCUCUGUUCUUGUUCAAACACAGAGUUAUGUAGGCUUGCUUAGACAGUGUUGAGAUAUUUGUUACAGUUCAAAUCUUAGGAUGCAUGUAUGAAUAUGUCUGUAUAGAGACAUAUCUAUUAUAUGCCAAUCUGUGAAGGCCUAAGGCUUCACUCAUUUACUAGACCCAAAGCUUUAGGGUUAGAUGGGACUUGAGAAGUUAAGGGACUUUCAAAGUCAGGUACUCUGACUCCAAAUCCAAUACUUUUUCAGUUAUAUUUUUGCUUUGUGUGUAUAGGCAGGUUGGGAGGGAGGAUUGUGUCCCCCAGAGGUCUCUUAGGUGGGGGCACUAAAGUGCAUAGAUCACUGGGCUGGGAGUUGGGAAGACCUCAGUUCAAAUCCAGCCUCAAAAACUUACUCAUUGUGGGAUCCUGGGUAGGUCACUGUAUUUCUAUUUUCUUCACUCUUUCCAUUUGUAAAAUAGGGAUAAAGUAUUCCUUGUAGGGAUAUUAUGAGAAUCAAAUGAGAAAAAAGUUGUAAAAAGCAAUCAGCACAGUGCCUGCCACAUAAUAGUUCACUAAUUAUUACUGCCUCUCAAAAAGUCCUCAUGAAUCUAAUCUUUAUAAUGGUGGUGGACCCUUAGAAAAACCCAUGGGCUUUGAGCUUCUUUGUUGAUUCACAACCCUGGUUCUUAGCUGAGACAUAAACGCUGGGAUGUGGAGGCUCUGUUUGUUAGAGCCUUUUGCCACGGCCUUUUCUAAUAAGGAAGUCAUAUUGAUGAGUUCUAUACUUUACUUAUAGUCUUCUUUCUACCUUGUCUUCUGUCGUUGCCUUCAACAUACCUGUUGUUGGCGGAUGUCCCUUCCAACACCUGGCAUUCCAGUUCCUCCUGUCUCCUAAACUUCUAUGAUCUCUUCUUCUCUUGGCCUGGGUCACGCACUCCCUUCGGCUUACCAAAUGUUCCACUUCAACAACCACACACUCCUUUCCCCUCUCCUGGCUCCCCUGAGGCCUUUACACUUUCUAUGGCUUCACUUUCCCUCCCUCCCAAUCUUGACCCUGGAGGUAGUUGGUGCCACAUUGCACUGUUCUCUACUCUUGAACCUUUGACCUAUUGUCUUGUUAUCACUCAUGCCUUGCCAACUGUGCCCUGCCUUAUCUCCACUUUCCACUUCUUUUCCUUAUUGUGUGCUGCUGAAUAAUGCUUGAGAAAAUCAUGCAAACAUGCCAACUGGUUCUGCUAUACAUUUUUGUUGUUUAAUUAUUCUUUUUAAAAUCCAUACCUUCUGUCAGUAUCAAUUCUAAGAUAGAAGAGUACAAGGGCUAAACAAUGGGGAUUAAAUGAUUUGCUCAGGGUCACAUAGCUAGGAAGUAUCUGAGGCCAGAUUUGAUCCCAGAUCCUUCUAACUCUAGGCCUGGCACUCUAUCUACUACCUGCCCCUAAAUGUAAAUUAUUAUGAUUAAUUAUUAAGACCCUUACUUUCUGUCUUAGUUACCAGUCUGAAGCAGAAAGGGUACAGGCUAGGCAAUGGAGGCUAAAUGACUUGCCCAGGGUCACACAACUUGGAAGUGUCUGAGUCCAUAUUUGAACCCAGGGCCUCCCAACUCCAGGCCUGUUGUACUAUCCACUGAGACAUCUAGUUGCCUCUUGUUAUUGGAUCUUGACUUGGCCCUCACUGUAGCUAGGCAAUCCUUCAACUUUGUGAUUGCUUUUCUAUCCCACUCACCACAGUGGCUGUUCCAGACCUUGCCUUCUCUCUUCAUGCCUCUUUCCCCUUUCCAUUAUUUUCUGAGUUGAGGACCCCUCCUCUUACUCUACUGUGAAAACAGAAACUGCUGUUUUGAGCUCCCUCUCUUCAGAUCAGAUCCUUUGACAUCAUACCUCCCUCUCUUCUCCUUUCAUUCAAUCUCUGAUAAGGAAAUGGCCCUUCUUAUCAAUGUCAGCUCCCGUACAUGUACCCUGGAUCCCUUGUCCUCUCUUAUAUUGUCCCAGUAAUCAUCACUCUUAUCUUUCUCUAGUCUCCAGACUCCCUAUUUACUGGGUCCUUCUCUGCUGUCUACAAACAUGCUCAUAUCUUUUCUAGCCUAAAAAAAUCUCAGUUAAUCCUCCUUCACAGCCAAACUCUUAGAGGAAAGCUGUCUACACUCAUUGCCUCUCUCAUUGUCUUCUCAACCCCUUAAUCUGGCUUCCAAACUCAUCCCUUCACUGAAACUUCUCUUUCCAAAGUUACCUUGAUCUCCUAGUGUCUCUGCCUUAUGUCAAUUCUUAUUCUUCUUGACCUCUCCACAUUAUUUGACACUGUUGCUCCUCUUUUCCCCCUCUGGAUAUUCUUUCCUUUCUGGGUUUUCACAAUGCAAUUCUAUCUUGUUUCUCCCUCUACCCAUUGUCUGUGCCUUCUCAGUCUCCUUUUUUUAAACCCUUACCUGCUGUCUUAGAAUCAAUACUGUAUAUUGGUUCUAAGGCAAAAGAGUAGUAAGGGCUAGGCAAUGGGAGUUAAAUGACUUUCCCAGGGUCACACAGUUAGGAUGUGUCUGAGGUCAGAUUUGAACCCAGGACCUCCUGUCUCUAGGCCUGGCCCCUUCAGUCACCUUUGAUAGAAGAUAAGUAUCCAUUUUUUACCCUUAAACUAUGGGAAUCCCCUAAGCUCUGACCUGGGCUCUCCUCUCUACACUUUUUCUCUUUGGAAUAUAUAUUUUUAAAAUGCUUUCCACAGAUUUAAUAGCUGUUUUCAGUUUAAUGUAAUCCAUACAUCCCUAUACAGAUUAGUUUCUGAUCUAUUACGCCAGUGCUGGAGUCUCUACCGAGCUCUGUUCUUAUAGCUCCAACUGUUUGGUAUCCACUUGCAUCUGACUAUCCUAUAGGCAUUUCAGACCCAUAAACUCCAAAGCCAAGCUCAUCAUCUUUUUUUCCAAACCCUCCACUCUUCUGAAUGCCCUUGCUUUGAUUGGUGCCCUGUUCAAGGCACUCUCGCCAGCUUUACAACUUCAGAGUUCCCUUCAAAUCCUUACUGUCCCUCAGCCCAAAUAUUGUGUGUGUCUUAGAGAGUCAGUGUCCAAAAUGUCUCUCAAACUGGCCCAUUUCUCUCCCCACACAGCCACUACCCUCAUUUAAGUCCUCAGAGUCUCUCAGCUAGAGUGAAAUAGCCUCGUCAUUGGUGUUCCGGACUCCACUUUUCCCUUUUCUAAGUCAUCUUCCAUACUGCCAAAGCAAUAUUCCCACCAAGUCACCUCCCCUGCUCAGUAAACUUCAGCAGCUCUCUCUUAUCUCAGGUCAAAUGCAAAUUCUUCCAUUUGGCAUGUAAAGUUCAUUACAGCCUACCUUUCCAGGUUGAUUAGACAUUCUUUCCCUUCAUGUAUUCAGUGAUCUAGCCAAAUAGGCUACAAUUACAAUUAAUUUGCAUAUGACACUUCUGUCUCCCUAUCUUAAAAGGCACAGACUAUCUCCCAUGCUUCUAAUGUACUCUCUCUUCACCUCUACCUCAUAGAAUCUCAAACUUCUUUCAGUCACCUCCUACAUGCCCCUUCUUGAUUUCUACCCAGUCCCAGCCCUUUGCUGCUAGUGCCAAAAUUACCUGAUACACACACACACACACACACACAGACACACACACUUGUGUGUAAGUGUGUAAGCUGACCCUUAAACCAGAUCAGAAUUCCUUUUAUAUGGUAGGUGCUGAGAAAGUGCUGAUUGGCCUUAGUAGAAGGAGUUUCCUCCCUGGGUGUUCCCAGUAUCAAUGAAUCAUAGCUCCAGUAAAAAAAAUUAUAUCUAUGUAUUGUCUUACCUGAGAGAUUUGUAAGCUCCCUGUGGGCAGCGACUAUUUCAUUUUUGUCAGAAUAUUCUCAGAAUCUAGCACAGUGCCUAGCUCAGUGUUAAAUAAUUGUUUCCUGAUUGGUUGGUUGAUUGUGGUUGAAGAAGUGGAUGCUCAGAGAUGUUAAGGGCCUUGAACAGUGUCACACAGAGAGUUUGUGGAAGAGUCAGAAGUAAGGUCUGUGUCUCCUUUGUCUGGUGUUCUUUACUUUGUACCACACACAGUUGAUCUGAUGUGUUUGACAAAAUUAUGGCAAAGAAAAGGUUUUCUUGAGUGACAGUUGGUACAACUUUGGGUUUUGUUGCUUGUUUGAGAUAGCUUUUCCCAAAUGCUUGCCCUAUUAGGGUGCUUAGUGCCCCUUUCUUUUUUUAACCCUUACUUUCUCUGUUAGUAACAAGUCUAAUAUAGAAGGGCAAGGGCUAGGCAAUGGGGGAUAAGUGAUUUCCCCAGGUCAUACAACUAGGAAGUAUUUGAGGCUACAUUUGCACCCAGGUCCUCUCAACUACAAGCCCAGUGCUGUAGCAACUGUGCCACCUAGGUGCUCCCACCCUUCUUAUUAUCAUUCGGGGCCUGGCACAUAAUCCUCUACUCCAGGCAUACAGGAAGUUGACAAGAAUGUUACCAUGAUAUGGAGAUGGCUAGGAAAUCUGUUCUAAAAUACUGGUGGGGGGACAGCUCAGCGGAUUGAGAGUUAGGCCCAGAGAUGGGAGGUCCUGGAUUCAAAUCUGGCCUCAGACACUUCCUAGCUGUGUGACCCUGGGCAAGUCACUUAACCCCCAUUGCCUAACCCUUACCACUCUUCUGCCUUAGAACCAAUGCCCAGUACUGAUUCUAAGACGGAAGGUAAGGGUUUAAAAAAAAAUAAAAUACUGGUAGGAUGUGGGAACACUGCCUUAUUAACUAAUGCAUGUUUCCCCUGUAGGUGGCGACUCACUAGUAGGAAUAUGCUAGCUCAUCUCAGAUUUCAAAAAUCAAAUUAAUUUCAGAAGAAGUUUGUUGGCAAUGAUUCUUAUAUAUGUGAGUUUCUCCCACUAAAUGGUAGGUUAGUUAUUAAGCCAAGAGAGAUGGUGAGUUCUUUCCCCUUUUGUUGGUAGGCAUGAUAGUAAAGAGACAGUAUGUAGAAGGCCUGCCCACGGGUUAAAUCAGGGGCCGUGGAAGAGUGACUCUGUAGGCACAAACCGAGGGAGAGACCUUGCUGAAUAGUGAAGGAAGAGUCUGUGUAUUUUCAGUUGUGGAAUACUUAGCAAUAACACACUGACCACCCAAACACAACUCAUCCUGUCAGUGGCCUUGCUCUGACAAGUCUCAGACACAAAGCCUGCUUUGUAUUUUAACUCAACAUGCAGAAUUCAGCCUUGUCAUUCACAUUAAUCUCAGUAAUACUUGAUCGUUUCCAAAGCACUUUCCAUAGACCAUUUUUGAUCCUUUUAAUGAGGUGACAGUCUUUACUGUCCUUAUUUUAUAGAUGAAGAAGCAGACUGAGAGAGCUUAGCUAUGUGGCUAGCAGGGAUGGUCUUCAAGGUAAGUGAAGACCUGGGAGCCAGAAGAGUACCUUUGAGUGACUUACAGAUAUGCAUUUUUCAUUUGAGAGUGGGGAUGGUUUCUUUGGUCUUGCCAUCCCUAGAACCUAACACAGUGCCUGGCAACUAAUCAAUAUUUCAAUACUUACUCAUUGAUCAAGUCUGACCACUUUUGCUCCCCAUUGCAUGUAGAUAUGCUUGGGUUUCAUUGAUUGAAUUAUGGGGUUCCAAGCUAACCCACUGAGGCCUUGGGUGUCAUCAGAACAUACCCUCAGGGCUGGAAGGAACCCUCAAGGUCAUCUCUCCGAUCCACUCAUUUUAUAUAUGAAGAAACAUACCCAGAGAAGUUUCAAACUGCUCCAAGUCACAUAGAAAGAUAACAGAGUUAGUUAAGUCUUCUGACUUCACUCCACCACCACCCUUUUGACUCUACUCUCAUUGUGCUUUUCCAUCCUACUCAUCUAUCUCCUUACAUUCUCAUGGAUGAGGUCAAUAGAAUGUUAUUCCUUUGCUUCACAUGGGAAGCAGACACUAAGAUUUAGCUUCAGGUAUGAUCAACUGGAAUGAAGUCUCUUACUCAGGUUACUGAACUCCCAAACCAAUGCUUUUUCUUCUAAAUUAUCCUUUAGGUUGAUUUCUUUGAAAAAACCAAGUUGCAAAACUGAAGGCUGGCAAAACCUAUUAAUGCAUCAUUGUGAUAUUUCUAGCUCACUGUCCAAGGUUCAGCAUAGCCAUAUGGUUGUUAAUAAUUUCUAGGAAGCCUUUUUCCUGUGCCUAGAUAAUUUCCAGUUUCCAAAGCCCAUGGGCAACCAGAGAACUUGAGUUUAAAUCUCUCUUCUGAGCCUUCCUGUCAGACCUUGGACAAGUCACUCAAGCCCCCUCUCUGAGCCUCAGUUUCCUUCUCUGUACAAUGAAGGUAUUGUAUUAGGUGGCUCCUUAGGUCCUUUCUAGCUUUAUGUGUGACCUUGGGCAAGUCCCUUCACCAUCUCUGCAAAAAAAGAGGGUUAGACUGGAUGAUCUCAGAGGUGCCUUCCUAUUCUGGUUCUACAAUCCCAUGAUCAUUAUGAUUUAUAGGAUUUUGAAGGGAAAAACACAGUGUCCCCAUUCAGGCCACAUCAAGUCUUAACAUCAAGUGCUAUUCACAUCUCACUGGAGAGGUUUAAACUGUACUCCAUAACAUAUGACUGAAUUUAUUUUGUUUGACAAGGAAGUGCCCACAGUCCCCUGGAUGUUGUUGGUUCUCGGGACCUUUGUUGAAAAUCCAAAAGACAUACAUCUUCAUCUUGGUCUUUGUAACUCUAGCACCCAGCACAGUGCCUGGCACAUGGAAGGGGGCUUAAGAAAUGCCUGUUCAUUGAUUUUUUCCACAAGAACUGUUGGAAUUCCUCUCCAUAAACAAGGGGGCAAUUGGCUAGGUUGAUUUAUAUUGAAUAAAUGUGGCUGCCCCUCUGACUUACAGAAAUGUCAGGUUUAAUUAUUACCAUCUUAAAUGUCAUUUGCCUAGGGACUGCAGCUUUAUGUUUUAAAGGUCUGCCAAAAAGAAAAGGCAAAGAAAUCAUGCUGAGUCUCUCUAGUAUCAGAGAUCUCAAGCUGGGAGGGCCCUCAGGAACCAUCUAGUCCAAGCCCCUUGCUUCAUUUAUUUAUUUUUGAAAAGUUUACUUAAUUAGUCAAUUUAGAAUAUUUUCCCUUGGUUACAAGAAUCAUGUUCUUUCCCUCUCCUUCCUCUCUCCCCUCCUGUAACCGACGUGCAAUUCCACUGGGUUUUACAUGUGUACUUGAUCAAAACCUAUUUCUAUAUUGUAGAUAUGUGCAUUAGGGUGAUCAUUUAGAGUCUGUAGCCCCAAUCAUAUCCCCAUUGACCCAUGUGAUCAAACCAUUGUUUUUCUUCUGUGUUUCUUCUCCCACGGUUUUUCCUCUGAAUAUGGAUAGUGUUCUUUCUCGUAGAUCCCUCUGAAUUGUCCUGGAUCACUGCAUUGCCACUAAUAGAGAAGUCCAUUACAUUUGAUUGUACCACAGUGUAUCAGUCUCUGUGUACAAUGUUCUCCUGGUUCUGCUCCUCUCACUCUGCAUCACUUCCUGGAGGUUGUUCCAGUCCCCAUGGAAUUCCUCCACUUUAUUAUUCCUUUGAGUGCAAUAGUAUUCCAUCCCCAACAGAUGCCACAAUUUGUUCAGCCAUUCCCCAAUCGAAGGGAAGCCCCUCAUUUUCCAAUUUUUUGCCACCACAAAGAGCACAGCUAUGAAUAUUCUUGUACAUGUCUUUUUCCUUAUUAUCUCUUUGGAGUAUAAACCCAGCAGUGCCCUUUGGGCGUAGUUCCAAAUUGCCCUCCAGAAUGGUUGGAUAAAUUCACAGCUCCACCAGCAAUGCAUUAAUGUCCCUACUUUGCCACAUCCCCUCCAGCAUUCAUUACUUUCCUUUGCUGUCAUGUUGAACAAUCUGCUAGGUGUGAGGUGAUACUUCAGAGUUGUUUUGAUUUGCAUUUCUCUGAUUAUAAGAGAUUUAGAGCACUUUUUCAUGUGCUUAUUAAUAGUUUUGAUUUCUUUAUCUGAAAAUUGUCUAUUCAUGUCCCUUGCUCAUUUAUCAGUUGGGGAAUCAAGCCCCCUUUUUUUACAUAGGAGGAAGCUGAGGCCCAGGGCUGGGGAUUGCAUACUGCUCUAUUGACCUUCACUCUUUGCUUCAGAUCCAGUGCUCCCCUCCUGCCUCCCAUUUCUUCUUCUUGGCAAUCGAGUUUGGGGGGACUGACUGGUCAGAUUGGUGCCAUUAUCUCUCAAGAGGUGAAAUUAACAGGUCAUCAUUUCAUGAGGGCAUCCCACUGUUACCUUAUAGAUAAGCCCAAGUGACUAAAGAAAAGCAGCCCAGGUGGUUUCUGAGGAUUUGUCCACAAUUUUCUUGCCAUAAAAAGAAAUGUGUAGAGGAUUUAAAAUUCCAGCAUAAAAGUAUGUUCACAAACUAUUGCUGGAAUGCACUGUCCAAACAGUAUGUUAAUGCCACUUUUCCCAAGGUUAAAAGAGCUCUCAUUUGCCUGUAAAAAUAAAAUGGAAAACAGAUCAUCUCAACAGCGUUACUUUUGAUUGCAAAACUCAAACCAGAGGUCAAAAGAACAUAGAAGAUUUGGUUUUUUUAAGGUUGGUUUCAUGAUCAUAAAAAUGAAUUGAAAAGGGCAAUUAGUCCUUCAUCAAAAUCUUCAUUACAGUGGUGUAUUUGUUAGGAGAAGGAGAAACUGCUAGUCCUUUCAGUAGAGAGGCAUUUCUGUUAAAUAAAAUUUUAUUGAAGAAUCUGGUUGUUUCUGAAGGCCCAUUUUGGAGCCCAGGCCAAAGGAGUGUGUUUAGGGAGCCUGCCAGUUUUUGUUUACAUUCCAAGUAAGGUUUGUUUUAUAACCAUCUUGUAUAGACUUCAACAGCCACUCACAGCAGCAUGUCCAAAGUCAGCUUUGACUAGAUUUCAGACUGGCAUGUUCAAGCUAAUGUUGACUCACCAUCUCAUCUUAAUUAAGAAUAGAAUUGUUAUUCAUGAAACUCAAAAGGAGAUUUGUGAAUUGAUUCCAAGGGGUCCGAGAAUUUGCCUUUUUCAUAUUUCAGUAGAACUGGUUUCCUUGGUAACACUGUUUCAUCUUAUGCAUUUAAAAACAUGAUUCUGAGAAGGGAUGGAUAGGUUGCCAUACACUGCCAAAAGGGUCCGAGGCAAAAAUCGUUAAGAACUCCUGAAUUAGAGCUAUUCAAAGUACAAUGAGUGGCCUUGAAGAAAGGGAGUGAGUUUCCCCUCAACAGAGGUCUUUAAGCAAAGGAGGAAUGAUCAUUUAUCAGCAGUAUUAUAGAAGAUAUUGGUAUUCAAGCAUAUAGUAACAUGUAUCACUUGUUCUUUUUGAAGAGUAACAUUAUUAAAAUGGAUAUAAUGAAUGGAUUAUAGUAAUUUUCAGAGUUUUCUGAAACUUCUUGCAAUGAGCUUGAGCAUUUAAAGGACCUGGGGUACUUCUUUGACCAUAUUGAUUAUAACCUACCCUCUGUGACUUAGUAGAUGGUCUUAAGGUGUUGCCAUAGCCCCAAAUCUCAAACCCUGCUGUCAGUGAGGUGAUGAACCUUUCUGAAUUUAUCCAAGCUCAUCACUGGACUUCAAGCCUUUCCACCAUGGAAGACUUUGGGCUUCACAUGGAGAGCCUUUGGGGAUCCAAAGGUAACCUUUGUAUCUCCAGGGGAAAACAAAAGAGGACUUUAGUUAGGGGAUUACAAUGAACAUUGCUUUGCAAAAUCAUUCCCUGGGAAUUGGUUCAGUUUUACAGAUCUUGGCCCUGUUGAAUGGUGAUAAAUUGCUAGCUUUUACUUUGUUAUAAGUAGAGUAGGUUUUUUUAAAACCCAUACCUUCUGCCUUAGAGUCAAUACUAAGUAUUGGUUCCAAUGCAGAAGAGGGGUAAGGGCUAGGCAUUGGGGAUUAAGUGAUUUGCUUACGGUCACACAGCUAGGAAAUGUCAGAGGUCAAAUUUGAACCCAGGAUUUCUGUCUGCAGGCCUAGCUCUCUAUUCACUGAGCCACCUAGCUGCCCCGAGUAGAACAGGUUUUUACUUUCCCAAAUCUUAUUUAAUACCCAUCUUAAAGGCAGAAGGGGCUGUAGUAUCAUUUAAUACAGGGGUUCUUAGCUUGUGGUCCACAGAGCCCCCAAGGAGUCUAUGGAUGGAUUUUAGGGGGUAUGUGAACUUAGUUGAAAAAAUAAUUCAUUUUAAUUUUUAAUUUUAAUUUUUUUAAAUUUUUGUUAACUUCUAAAUGAAGUUUUGCAUUUCUUUCUAUUGUUUAAAAACAUUCUUCUGAGAAGGAGUUGAUAGGUUUCACUAGACCAAAAGAGUCUCUGACUCAAAAAAGCCUCCAAUUUAGUCCAGCCUUCUACUUGUUGAAAGAAAAUUGGAUCUCAAUUUCUUCUUCUGUAAAACCAGAGAAGUAGAAUGAUCUUUCAGACCCCUCCUACUCUUGAUUUUACAAUUUGUUCUCUACCAGGAGUUCUUAAACGUUUUUGUGUCCUAGACCUUUUGGGCAAAUGGGUAAAGCUUAUAACCUCCUUCCCAGGAUGGUGGUUUUAAACACAUAAAGUAAAAUCUAUAGGAUUACCAAGAACUCAAGUCGUAUUGAAAUAUAGUUAUCCACGUAUUUUAAAAAGAAAUUCAAGGCUCCAAGUUAAGAAUUUCUGCUAUAAAGCCUUACCUCAGACCUUUCUUAUUCACUUUUAGUUAUGAGUCCCUCCCCUCUCCGUAUUACUUUGCAUUUAAAAUUUUUCCUUAUAUACAGACUUAUUUCCCCCCAAUAAUCUCUUGGAGAGCAUUGCUGGGCAGGGAUUUUUGUUUUUGCCUCUGUGUCUCCUGUACCUGGUGUGGUUCCCAGCAUAUAGCAUAUACUUAGUAAAUGUUUGAAUUGAAUAAGUGACUAUUAACAGUUUCUAUGCACUGUUUCCAAAAUCCUUUAACUCCCUCUCUUUUGGUAACUGGGUAUUAACAGUACCUUCUGGCUUCUGGACAUCAACUCUUGUUCUACUAUAUUUAAUGUAGCUACUUUUCCCAAUAUAUUUCUUUCCUUUUAAUUGUAUGGACUGCUUUUUUAAGGCAAGUUUUUUUAGCUUUUCAUAAUUAAAUUGUCAUUAAUAAUUUUUUUCUAUUUGAUAUAGAGAAAAGAAUCCCUCCUUUUCACAGGUGAGACAAAUCUUAUUCUGUUUUCUAGUUUGAAAAAAAUUGUUGUUUUAUCUUUGGAUAUAAGAAUUUGCGGCAUGGGGUAUGAAGUAUGAAAAGUAUGGAUUCAGUUUUUGUCAUAUAGCUAACCAUCCACUUUCCCCAACAGUUUUUAUUGAAAAGUCAUUCAGUUUUCUAGUGUUUUCAACAGGGACUUAAAAUGCUAACCUUGGACUCCAGUUGUAGGCUCCCUCUUUUGAUGGUUUUCCUUUUCAUAGUUCUGGAUAUUCUUAUCCAUCACAUUUUCUAUAUGAGUUUUGUUAUGACUCAUUCUAUUAAAUAACCUAUUAGUACUUUUAUUGUUAUUGCAUUAAAUUGAUAAGUUGCUUUGGUGAGCAUUGAAAUUUUUAUGAUCUAACUGUGAGCUGGGGAUUUGUUCAAUUCUUCCUUGAUUUCUGUGUUGGAGUAACCUUUAUAUUGAUAAAUUAAUGACCAAAUAUGUGACGUGUUUUCCUAGCAAUAGAUGGCAUAGUCCUCUUUCUAUUGGUUCCUCUUGCUUCUUGGUGGUAGUACAAGGAUCUGGAGAUAAUUGCUAUUGGUUUAUCUUGUAUCUUUCUACCCUGUACUAAAGUCAUUUACCUUCAUUAAUGUUGAGGCUGAUAGUCUUGGAUUUUUGUAGGCAAAAAGUCAUGCUGUCUGUAAAUAGAGGUAGUAGACUUGUUCAGUUAUUUCAGUCGUUUCUGACACUACGUGACCCCCUUUGAGGUUUUCUUAGCAGAGAACCUGGAGUAGUUUACCAUUUCUUUGUUCAUCUCAUUUUACAAAUGAGGAAACUCGGGCAGACAGAGGUAGGAUGACUUGCCCAGAUGUCACAGCUAGUAUUGUGGACAGAUUUGAACUCAGGUAUUCCUGCCUCUAGGCCCAGUGUUCUAUAAAACCAUGUUUGCUAGUCCUAUUAAUUUAAUUUCUUCUGAGAUUUUUGUUAAGAAUGCUUUUUAUAGGGAGAGCUAGGUGGCUCAGUGGAUUGAGAGCCAGACCUAGAGAUGAGAGGUUUUGGGUUUAAAUGUGGCCUCAGACACUUCCUAGCUGUGUGACUUUGACCAAGUCACUUAACUGCAGUUGUCUAACUCUCACUACUCUUCUGUCUUGGAACUGAUACUUUGUAUUGAUUCCAAGACAAAAAAAAUACUUCAGAUAUCAUAUAUUUGGGGGCUGCUAGGUGGCAUUGGGGAUAGAGCACCAGGCCUGGAGAUAGGAAGUCCUGGGUUCAAAUAUGACCUCAGACACUUAACUGUGUGACCUUGGGCAAGCCACUUAACCGCAGAUCACCUAGUCCUUACCAUUCUUCUGCUUUGGUACUGACAAGCAGUAUUGAUUCUAAGAUGGAGGGUAAGAGUUUAAAAAAGAAGGCCUUUUUAUGUUUCCAUCCAAAUGCCAAUAGAAGUAAAUGGAACCAAGUACAGCUAGCAUGCCCUAAAGUCCUUCUUAUACUUUGUCAUCAGCUAAUGGGCUUAGGUCAGUCAUUCGACUACCCAAGUAUAGGUUUCUUCAUGUGGUUCACAUGGAUCCUGAGAGACUUUAUCAGGUGAGUGAAUGAAGAACAUUUAUUAGACAUGCUUUCCUGUGUGCCAAGCAUGGUGCUGGAUGCUAGGAAUAGAAAUACCCAAAGCAAGUAAGGCCUUGCCAUGAAAGAGCUUCCAUUCUAAUACAGAAAAACUGCCCAUAUAGGAGAGUGGUGACGGGGGUCAGGGGAAGGCAGGGAAAUCAUUGGGCAAUUGAUCAAUGUACUCUUUUCCUGAAUGGUAGUGCUGCUCUGUCUGGUACUCUCAGAGAGAUGGGGUGGCAGAAAGAUGGCCAGAACUAGCUGCGGUGAAUGUUUGCCUGAAUCUGACAAGAUGCAAUCACUUCUCUUCUCCCUGUUGCCUCCUUGAAAAUUUAGGCCAACCCUACAGCCUUUGUGAUCUGUUAUUAUUACCUUCCCCCUUUACCUUCUCCUUUCAGCAUUCUUAGUGUUCUCUUUCAUAUACUUAUUAUGUUCCAGGUGAACUGAACACAUUUCCUGACUCCAUGUCAUUGCUUAUGCUGUUCCCUGUGCCUUAAAUGCCUUUCUUUCCUUUUCUCACUUGUUGAAUUCCUACCUCUCCUUUAAAAGCCCAAAUCAAAACCCACCUUUACUGGGAUGCUUUCUAACCUUCUUCUGUCCUUCCCUUUCUCCCUCUUUAUACUUUUCUUUUGAAUGCACUGAGCACGUAAUAUGCAUAUUUUAGUUAUCUAUGUAUUUCCCUGUUUAGAUGCCCUUUGUGAGGACAAGGAUUGUGUCUUAUCAGUAGCUCUUUAUUUCCCUUGCCAGCUCAUUCCACAUCUAGAUUGCUUUAAUUGUUAUGAAGUCAGUUCAUGUCACUUGUUUUCAGGGCCUUCUCUUUAAUGUUGUGUAUUUGGAUUUUUUUGCCAUUGUCCUGGCAAGAUCACUUCAAGGAGAAAACAAUUGUCUAAAAAAAAUAAAAUCUAGAUGCUUUAGUUUUUAGUCAGAGAGCUUGAAAAAGCUACCUGUGAUAGUGUUUAAGCCUUUGUAUUUCUAAUAUGUAAAGCAAUUUACAAACCUUAAAGCAAAUAUAUAAAUACUAGUUAUUAUUAUUAGUAGUAAAAUGCUAUUUCACAAGGAAAGGAAUUUUUUCAGAAGAAGAAACCAUCUUCUGAUCAAUAAUAAUGGGGAUAAAUACAAAUGAAUAGAACUCUGAAGUUUUACAACCCAAUUAAAUUGGCAAAGAUGAUCAAAAUGAUAGAAACAGUCAAUGUUGGUAGAUCUUUGUUUUUUAAACUUUUAUUACUUUAAACACAUACCUUCCAUCUUAGAAUCAAUAUUGCAUAUUGAUUUCAAGGCAGAAGAGUGGUAAAGGUUAGGCAAUGGGGGUUAAGUUACUUGCCCAGGGUCACACAGCUAGAAAGUGUCUGAGGCCAAAUUUGAACCCAGGACCUCCCAUAUUUAGGCCUGGCUCUCAAUCUAGUCAGCACCCCACACGAACACACUGUUAACAGAGCUUUGACUUGAUCUAAGAGUCCUGGAAAUGACUUUAGAAUUAUGUGAGGAAAGUCAUUGAACUGUUUCAAAUCCUUUGCCCUGGCAAUCUCAUUACUGGGCGCAUACCCACAAAGAGGACAGUGAUGGAAAAAAUGUAGACUAUAUAGACUAAAAUUUUCAUAGCAGUGUUCUUUGUGAUAGCAAAAAACUGGAAACAGAAUGUCUGCCUGUCUGUUUGAGUAGUAGCUUAAUAAAUUGUGAUACAUGAAUAUAAUGGCAUGUUAGUACUGUAAAGAAUAACGAAUAGGAAGAACUUGGAGAAACAUGAGAAGAGUUGUAUGAAGUGAUGCAGAGUGAAGGAUGCAGAACCCAGAGAAGAAUUUACACAAUGACCACAAUAACGAGCAUUGAGGACACAAUGACUGUCAGCAUAGUUUACGAUAACUCUGAGGCCAUGGAGCUGUGUGCAGCUCAGCACCUGUAUCUGAAGCCUAUAGCCAGACUGACCAUCAAUGUGAUGCUGCCCGAAGAUCUCACAUACACUAGAUCAUUUUCUAACUGGGAGGUCCUAGACCAGCUGAAGAAUCUAAUCUGCCCAGAUCAGUUUAGCACUGUGCGACUUUCAAAGAGCACCAAAGACUUUAUUCGAUUUGAGGGAGAGGCAGAGACCAGAAGUCUGGUUCAGAUCCUAAAGGCAAAACUGCAUGGCAAGAUCAUCAGGAUGAAUGGCUUGAAGAAUGGCUUGAAGAUUGUGGCCACAGAUGCCUGGCUAGACUUCCCGUCCCAGCAAGAGUGGGAAUUGGCCUCCAAGAAAAACAAGGCAGCUAGUGAUGAGCUUAUAAAGCAAAAUCUUAAUGAGAGCCCUGAUUCCAUCUACUUUCAGGGGUUGCCCUGCAAGUGGUUUGCAUCCAAAGGCUCCAAUGGGGAAAAGCCAUGUGAGGAAAUCCUCAGGGUGGUAUUUGAAAGCUUUGGGAAAAUAAAGAACAUCGACAUCCCAAUGCUUGAUCCGUACCAAGAAGUGAUGGCCACUGGCAGCUUCAACCAUUGUACUUUAGGCAGCCUUCAGACUUUUGAGGCCUUCAUCCAGUAUCAGGAAUAUGCUGAUUUUGUCAAAGCCAUGGAAUCCCUGAGGGGAAUGAAGCUGAUGCUCAAGGGGGAAGAUGGGAAAGCCCUGGCCUGCAACAUCAAGGUUAUGUUUGAUACAACCCAGCACUUCAGUGAGGGGGCCAUCAGGAAAAGAAAUCAGGAGAGGCUAAAACUACAAGAGCUGGAAGAAGAGAGAAAAAGAGAAAAGAAGCGAGAAGAGGCAGAAAGGAAACGGAAAGAUGAAGAGAAGAAGCUCCGAGAGAAGAAAAGGAAAACCAAGGUCAAGAGAAAAGAACAAAAACAGAAACCAAAAGAGGAGAAACGCCCGAAAAAGAAAGCUAAAGCUGAGGAAUCUGAAAAACUUAACAGCCAGGAGAUGGAGAGUCCUAAAGCAGAAGAAGAUAGCAUCGCGGAGUUCGAAGUGAAGGUUUUGAAGAAGGAAGAGCCAGCCCCUCUGAAUUUCAUGAUCCAAGAGGCAAAGAAGAAGAUGUUCAAGAAAAAGCCUGUCAAGCACGAAAGAACUCCAGUACCCCAAAGCAAGAGGAGGAAUGAGUUACUGGACUCUUCUUGCCAUUCAGAGAAAACCUUUGUAGAUGACCCGACUAAAGGAGAAUUCACUGACCAAUUAAUGCCUGACACAUGUGAGCACAGUUUUGUCUCUCAUGUGAAUUCCUUACAGAUUACAAUUAAGCAGGACUUGAGCCAGGCAUUUGAAGAUGAUGAAGAAGAGGAGGAUGAAGAGGAUGAAGAUGAUGAAGAUGAUUGGUAUGCAUGGAAUCCAUCUUCUAACCGUAAAGCAGGCUAUGGCAGAAAACAGAAAAUCUAUGAAACUGAUGAAUUUAUUCACUAUCUGCUAAAUUACUAUCACCCUCCACAAUAUGCCCGUAUUUAUGAAGACCUAAACAGUGCCCCAGGUAAAUCUCGGUGGCGAAGAGAGGUCCAUGAUGAUGGAAAUGGAUUUCAGGUUAACUUGAACCAGUCAAGACAUCACUCCACCAGAGGAAACAUACAAAAUGGACAAGAGAUUGAUUGGGCCCCAGAGGAUGAUCUUCUGGAAUGUGAAGAUGAUUAUCAAUGGAAGCUUGCCCAUCAGGAAUUGGAACCCAAACUGAGAGAGGCUAUAAAUGCAAGCUGUGCUGAAGAGUUUGCAAAGACAGUUAAACGUCGUUGUGUGGACUCAAGCAGCGAAGCUGUUGGUCUUAUGCUAGAUCUGGGUGGAAAGCAGUGCCUAUGGCAAAACUCCCACAUUGGCCCUAUCAAAGACUCCAAGCAUAGGGGUAAGAGAAAGAGUUCUUCACAAUCCAAGCUUGCUGGCUUCUCUUAUGAGGUAACAGACUUCUUAGAAGAGAUUAGUAGUGAUUCUGAUUGUUUUAAUGAAACAUUGAGUGAAGAGAGUGAGCAUCAAAGCCCUUUUCCAAAUGUAGAUCGCUUGGUGAAGGUGAGGGAAGACUCGGACAACUAUGAUGAAACUAUUGCCUUUGACCAAGAAAAGAAAUGUAGCCAAUGUGGCAUGUUCCCACUGUUAAAACCCAGUGGUUUGACAAAGCCUCUUAGAACCAAGCUUAAGAAAGCAGUCAAGAGGUCCAGGAAUGAAUUAAAAUGUCCAGAGCCCAAAGGAGAAUGUGAAACCAAUGGGGUUGAGAAAAACACUAGAAAAAAGAAGAAAAAGCCACCUGUAGAAGACAGACUUGAUAAAGACGACUGUCCUAUCCCUGAUCCCAGCAGUUUACGGGCCCUCAAAAAACCUGAGAAGAAACGGAGCAAACUGACAGAAUCCAAAAUGAAAUGUAAAGCUUCCUGUGUGCCAGUAGCAUCUUCACAAAGUGUUGAAGAAGCCCUACCUGUCCAAGGGCUUUCUGUGAAUGUAGGUAAUCCUUGGAAGCCGAAAUCCACUCAAGAAACAGGAGCCUCCAACAGAUGUGUUCAGUGGAAGGAUGAGCCCCAGGAUUCCAGUGAUUGUCUCACCAGCUCUAACAGUCCAGAUCCUCUUGCCUCUGAAAAUGGGUUUGAAAAGAGAUCUGCUGUCUUUAAAUUGCAGAGUUUUUAGAAACUCACUGAGCUUAGACAACUGAUUCUAUCAGAAUGGUAAAUGAUUUGAGAAGAGAAAAACAAAAGAAGACUUUAGGAAUUCAUCAGCUAGAUAGCAAGAUGUCACUUAAAAGUUUUAGUUGUGGCAAAUUUAACCCUUCAUCUAGUAUAGCUCAUUUAUUGUGAUGACAGCUGAUAUGUUAGGAAGGCUUGGGGAGAUUAAGAUGUGUUUGUAAAUCAUUGCUAGCCAUGAGUGGGCAAUACAGUAGUUUAAUUGAACCUUUGAUAGUGUGUCUUGCAAGUACAAAUAUCACUUGCAGAGUAGGGAAGCUUCCUUAGCUACAUUUUCUUUGGUUGUUACCCAAAACAACAGCUGUCAAUAGUGGGGAUCUUUUUCUGUUUUCUCUCAGUUGGUCAAAGGUGAUCUGUGCUGUGAGAAGCAUGAUCUGUGCCUAUAGCAGGGGUUCUUAGCCCUUUUGUGUGUUUUGGACCCCUUCGACCGCAGUCUGGUGAAGCCUGUUUUAAAAUUUUUUUCAUAAUUAAAAGAAAUGCUAAAUUUCAGUUAGAGAUUAGUGAAUAAAGAUGUAAUUUUGCCCCCCCUCCCAUCCAAGAUCACAAACCUACCUAAAAUCUUUCCAUAGGCCCCAGGUUAAGAACCUCUAGUCUAUAGGUACCUUUUUGGUUUUUGGUUCCUUUUUAGCAUAGAGCAGUCAAAUAGAAAGGAGAAAGGAGCUAGAAGCUCACUUUGAUUUCUCAGAGAAAUGAUUUUGAGCUUUUCAUGGACAGGUGUAGAGAAUCCACACACAGUAAUCAGUGGACCAUUCUUUAUGGAACAGCAUACGGAAGACAAUUCUGACAACUUGGUUCAUUUCCAAAUCAAUACCUCUUUCCUGGGUUCCACUUGUUAAAUGUUCAGACCCAGGUUGAAAGAGAUGACCUAGAAACACAGAAAUAGACUGGGGGGGUGGGGAAGGCCAUCAGACCAAAGGGCUAGAGAGAGCUCACAGGAAAGAAGGCUAGUGUUCUUGGAGGUUUCUUUGGGACAACAGAGCUCCAAGAGACCUGGCAGCGUUUCUGGAGUGUCUGCUACUUACAGAGUGGCUUCAUGUAAAGGCAGGUGACAAUUACAUUGAAGUUAGCAAUGGGGAGCUCAGUAGGAAUUCAUCAACUGUAUCUUGGACAACCGGAAUCUGUCUAGGAACCUAGAGAGCUAUUCUGGGGUCUGAGGGCAGCUUUGAUGCUGUCUUAGGAGUGGUUUGAGGAGUGAUCUCAGAGAAGUGAGGGAGUAAGAGGAAAGAAGUACUUUCUCACUUUGUAGAAUUGUUUUGCAUGGUGUAGAGAAUGAAAUCCGUGUGUGCAAAUUUCCCAUUCAGUGUCCCAAACUUUGCUUUUUAAAGGCCUCCUCAGUUGUUCCCCUGGGGGUCAUGGAAAAGACAUGACCAGGUCUUGAGCCCUUGGUGAGUAGUCUUCUAGAUGGGAAACAAUAAUGGAGUAUUCACACAUUAAGAUUUCUUGGAUUUACAAGUUCAAAAUGGGAACAUUUGUUAUUGUUGUUACGUGUUUGGUGCUGCUUAAAGGUGAGACUUCUUUCCCCAGAUUCAUAUACUAAUGAUUUUGAGAACUUUGCAGCGCACACCAUGUUGGACGCUGGACUUGGGUACCCCAAGGACAGGGGAUGAAAUUAAAUCCAGCAGUCAUUUUCGGCCUGAACUAUAGAAGAUGAAUGGACUAGAUCAGAGACUCCUUGAAGCAUAAAUGCUGUCCAGUGCUCAGAAGUCAUCUGGCAAGCCAGGUUUUGUAUAAGCUGGUUUAUUUAAAACAGGCCUGAUUUAAAACUGAUGAGUUUCUAUCAGAAAUGUUACCUGAAUUUACCACCUUCUACAUUCUGUCUUGUAUCAUAAUUAUUUCUGUAAAAAUGCUCCCCCCUGGCCCCAGCCAAUGAGAUUGUGUAUAUACGCUCCCAUCCCUCCACCCAGUAAGAUUUCUAUGUGCUUCUACUGCCCCCAGCCAAUUAGAUUGUGCUCACGUGUAACUUCCCCUACCCCAAGCCAAUUUUGUUGUAAGCUCCCCGAAAGCAGGAUCCGCUUCAUUUUAGUAGCCCUGACAAUUGUAUGGAGCCCCAGCCAUGGUAGGAGCUUAAGAGAUAUAUACUAAAUUGGUUGAAUUGAAGCCUACUAGGACCCUCUCUCCUCUCCUCCCCCCAAGUAGCCUGGAAUGUGUUUUCACAGAAACUUGACCGACUCCUGGGCAAGCUUUCUCUGGUCUGUGGGAGGAUGAGUGGCCGAAAUGGUGACAAGUACUCUUUUUGUCGAGCGGCCUGUUUUUCUGAAGUUCGGUACCUCAUCCUUGAUGGAAUCCUACGAAACUACCAAAUACCCCACCUUUUCUGCUUUAAGAACCACAUGGUGAUGGUUUUCAAUAGUUGAGUAUAUAGCUGUGUGAUACAUAAGGAUUCAGCCAAGAAUGUGUUGUGAUGUACCAUAUGCGCUUAUAAUGUUAGCUUGAAUAAAAUCGUGACAGAAAAAUGUGCUGCUCUUCAUGUAAGAUUUGGCUUCUCAUUGAAUGCUGGGUGUGGUCUAUUGUCCAAUUUUCAAAUCCCUCCUGUGUAUCGAGUGCCUUUUUCUACAUGUUCUCCGAGGCUCAGGAAUGACGGCUAACAUUCGGACGGAGUUACUAUUUUUCAUAAUACCUUGGAAAGUUCAUACAGCUUGUCUUUGUCAAGGAACUUUGUGUGAAUAAGUGUCAAAACCUACCCUCUUUGGCUUCUAGGUUCUGCUUUUAUUUGCAAUGUUUUGUACAGUUGCGCUGAAGAGAUUUUGCUGUAACAGCUACAUUUAUUGUGAUAAUCUGUUGUUUCUUUGGUCAUCUGGUUCAGAGUAUUUUUCUAUGUAAAGUUUAUGGGUAUAAAAAGAUUUGCUACCGAAUGAAUGCUUCUGAAAUGAAACUUUAAUUGCCAUAGCAAUCAAACAACAAACAUUUUUUAAGCCCAGGCCAUGUGCUUCAGUGUGCUGGGAAUGGCUAUUAAGACAAAAAUUAAGAGCCUGCAUUCUUUCUGAAUGGAGUGGAUGUAUAAAAGGCAUUUGGUUUAGGGGUAGCACAACAAAGGAGAAGAUGAGAUAAGGAGUGCUGGACCCCAAAUCGGGAAGGCUUGGGUUCAAAAUUGGCCUCUGCCUCUCACUAGCUGUGUGACCAAGGGCCAAUCACUUACACGUUAACCCUCUAAGCCCCCAGGUGGGCGACUCUCUCCGACUUCUCUACUGAAAUUUUUGGAGGAGCAGUCUUCUGCAUUGUUGGAGAGCAUUCCAGUGAAACCCCACCCAUGACAUCCUUGGCUUUUUGCCUGGUGAUCUAGCAGCAUAGAAUUGGUACUAAGGUAUUCAUUCGUAGCAUUUUCCCCCCUGUUAGCUAAGCACUCUUCUGGGGCCCAGAGAGAAGUCAAAAUACUGGUUUUGUGUUUGUGUACUUUCUACAUCCUGCUCCUACCUCUUCCUUCUACCUUAUGUCUGAGGUCAACUACUUAGAAUGUACAGAGAGAAAAACCAAAAAAAAAAAUGGCUACCUUGAUAUUCUCUGUAUUGUAAAAAUCUAAUGCCUCCACCGAAAUGAGAUGUGGAACUGUCAGUUGAUUUUCUUGAUGCCUUUUCAUCUGUCUUGAUGGUGGGUUAGGAAAUCCUAUAUGUGGUGUUUUGCACCACCUUUACCUCUUACACUGUUGAAUUUAUACCAUGUUAGCUUUCAAGUGGACCUCUUAAAUAUGUUACUGUUGUGAUGGAUGACCCUUUAUAUAAGAUCCUGAAAGCUUUUAGAAAGCUGGGCACCAUUGGUUGGGUCAGUGUGUUUUGAUUCACCUUGCACGGCUCAAAUUUCUCAGGUAGGAAAAGGUGAAUUCCUGGUGCUCAUAGGAAAACUGGAAUGUGUUUGCGGUAACUUUCUCAUGGCGAUUUAGAACAGAUCUCUACCUUGUCUCAUCAAGUUGACAUCUGUGAUCUGGAUGAAUGGAUGACAUACCAGUUAUCAGUCAAGAGAAUUGCCGAUCGAUAGGUGCUUUGUACUUAGUAAGUUCUUGAGUCCCCCCCCCCAUUCGGUAAGGACUUCUUAAAUAUCCCCUUCCUUUGUGCUUAGGCACCCUAAGCUUUAGGGAUAAGUCACUCUAUCCUUUUAGUCCUCAGUGGAAGUGCUCAACAGCUAUGCAGUAGCGGAAGGACUUGAUGGGGGGAGGAGCAAAUGGCCUAGUUGGCUAGGGAAGUGUACAUACCUGUCUUACGCCUUGCAUAAUCUUGGCUAAUGCACAUUCAUUCACAUGUGCUCCCUAACCUGAGGUCUCUAGUUUGAGAGAUCUUACACCCAAAAAGAGAGAUGAUGGUUGAAUUGUAGAAGGGUCCUCAGAGUCCAAUGGAGUCUAACCCCCUCAUUUUCACCAAUGGGGAAACUCGAGUCCAGAGAGAAGUGACUUGGCCAUGACCACACAGCUAUUAAAAUCCUUCUGAGAAGGGAUUCAAACCCAGUUUUAUUCUGACUUCAAAUCCAGCACUCUUCGUUCCAUCAUACCUUCCCCCCAGUGGAGCAGGUGCAAUUGUAAAGGCUGACUUCUGGGUGACAUGCUUACGAAACAUUUUCAUGUGUGUACCCAUUUGUUCCCUGCAAGGUAGUAGAACUGUAUUUAAAUACUCUCUUCGAGAAUCCUAGCUUUGGGAACCUGCACGGGACUUUAACCCAAGUGUUACAAUAGUUGGGGGCUUAAUGUGGGAAUGUGUUUUGCUUGGCUAUGCGUAUUUGUCAAAAGAGCUUUGUUAGCCUUUUGGUGGGGGUGGGAUGGGAGGGAGAGAAAACUGCUUGUUAAUUGAAAACAAUACAAUAAAAUAAUUUAAAAAACCA
This is a messenger RNA of Monodelphis domestica (gray short-tailed opossum), 35434 nucleotides long. RefSeq names its product A-kinase anchor protein 17B-like. The record is from RefSeq and is a predicted model, not a curated record. NCBI's taxonomy places the organism in Eukaryota, Metazoa, Chordata, Mammalia, Didelphimorphia, Didelphidae. Gene Ontology annotation, molecular function: RNA binding.